Messenger RNA from Danio aesculapii, 3118 nucleotides. It is a transcript of the gene mief2, whose product is annotated as mitochondrial elongation factor 2. The coding region runs from base 120 to 1520 and encodes 466 amino acids. The transcript has 5 exons. The record is from RefSeq and is a predicted model, not a curated record. Gene Ontology annotation, biological process: mitochondrion organization; positive regulation of mitochondrial fission. Gene Ontology annotation, cellular component: mitochondrial outer membrane. NCBI's taxonomy places the organism in Eukaryota, Metazoa, Chordata, Actinopteri, Cypriniformes, Danionidae.
AAGUGUUUGUUUUAGGCGAGAGGGCGAGUGCGUACUGGGCAAAAGUAUUGAAUUUAAAACUAUAUUUUAAUGGCUCCGAAUUAAAACUACCUUAUAAAGACACUCUCACAGAGGAAGGGAUGUAUUACUCUGGUAAAAGGCGAGGAGAAGAUGGAAUUGCUGCUGUCAUUGACUUCCUGUUGUCCAAUGCCAGGCUGGUGCUGGGGGUCGGUGGAGCUGCGGUUCUGGGCAUUGCCACAUUAGCUGUGAAACGGCUGAUAGAGCGUGCCGGCAGACCUCCUGAUGAGGAACCUGACAAGAAGAUGACGGACAGCUGGGAGGAGUUGAGCCUGGUCAGCGCCUCUCCUAAAAUGCUCCACAAGGGGAUAGAGGGAGUGGUCAUGAAACAGAUCGCUGCCGCCACCAAGAAAGCGGAGUUGUCCCAGCCCAUUCCGCUGCCCUCCUCAGAGCCGCAGCGGUGUGAUGUAGAUCCUCCUCCUCAGCGGCGGAAGCGGAUGGAUCUGUGUGUGUUGACAUUUGCGGAGCGUCUGCAGCAGUACUACAGGACUCGAGUGUGUCUGUCCGCCGAGGAGGUGUGUGUUGCGCAGCAGCGAGCGUUAGACAUCGCCACAGAGAUCCAGGCCUUCCUGCACUCCAAACACCCCGACAUGCCCUUGGGAGACAUGACUCUGGCCGGGUCGCUACUCGAUGACCUGCAGGUGGUGACUGCUGACCACGCGUGUCUGAUCGUCCCUCUACAGUUGGAGUCGAGCCUGUGGACUCCUAUUGCCGGCGAGGACACGUUUUUGGGUCACCCUCAGUACUGCAUGGUGCGGCGUGAAAACCUAGAGUAUUUCCCGAGGGGACGCAGCUACUGGGAUCGACAUCUGUUGGGCGCAUAUCUGUCAUCGCGGCUUGUUUGUGAGCAACUCGGCAAAUCGGUGAUGGAAUCGAUGAACUGGCCUUCGCUGACCGGAACCCUUGAGUGCGAGGUGCGACCGGUGCUUGGGUCUCCAGAGCUCAAACUGGAGAUUCAAGGCUUGACCCAAAGCAGUCACGACAGCGGAGAACGCUUCUAUAUCACAGUGUUGCCAACAGUGCGCCUUGGCCAAAUGACACUAAUGGCGCAGAGAGAGAUCACGGGCUCAUUCGACUACGUGUGGUACCAGAGCCUGUACAGCAGCGAAACAGCUAGGCUAGCAGCGCUUGACCAAGCAGACUCAGGAGCCAGAAGAAAGUGCCUGAAAACACUAAAGGCGGUGUGUCGCAACUGUCCUGCGCUGCGCAAGCUAAACGGCAGCCAUAUUAGCAACCUCGUUCUGCACAUGAGUGAAAAGGAAACUGACUGGUCAGAAUCUGCGUUUUCCGACAGGUUUCUGCAGGCGAUCACUGAGCUAAUUGGAUACCUGGAGACUGGCGUCUUGCCUAGCUACUUCAAAGCUAACGUCAAUCUGUUUCAGGGUUUUACAGAGGACGACAUUGAUGAAAUGGGCUUCAUGCUGUACUGUGCUGUAACUGAACCUGAGAUUUUACUGAUUUAACACACUCCUAUUUAUUCAACUUUGCAUAAUUGCACCUUAAACAGUGACAUAUCAUGUCUAUAAGGCUUAUUUUCAUAUCUCCCAAUUACCUACUCCGUUAAAGGGGAUUUUGAAGUUAAAGGGAACGCUCACCCAAAAGUUAAAAUUCACUCACCCUCAAGUCAUUCUGAACACUUUUAUUUUUAUUUUCUGUUCAACACGAAAGAAGAUAUUUUGAAGAAAGCUGAAAACCAUUGACCUCCGUAGCAUGAAAAAUAAAUACUGUGGAGGUCAGUGGUUACAGAUUUCCAGCAUUCUUCAAAAUAUCUACUUUUUCGUUGAACCGAAUAAAGUAGGUCACAAGUUUGGAAGAAGUAACCCAGCAAGCAGUUUUUGUUGUCUAAUAGACGUCUAAACAGAGUCGUUUUGGCUAAAACAAGGCUAAAUUUGGGCUGUCAGGGAAAAUCUAAUAGACGUCUAAGAAUAGCCCAAAACUAGACUAGUCAUCACAUAAACAAAUGAAUGACUACACAUAUAAAAUCUGUCUAAUCUGUAUUUGAUGACUAGUCUAGUUUUGGCCUAUUCUUAGACGUCUAUUAGAUUUUCACUGACAGCCCAUUAUUUAGCCUUGUUUUAGCCAAGACGACUUUUGUUUAGACGUCUAUUAGACAUCUUUUAAAAACAAAACAAUUCCUGCAGAGUUACUUCUUCCAAACCUGUCUGACCUACUUUAGAUGUCUAUUGGACGUCUAUUAAACACACAAUUGUUUGCUGGGAAAGGAUAAGUCAGAAUUUUCAUUUCUGGCUGAUCUGUCCUUUUAGCUAUGCAGCGUUUACCUCAUCAGACACUUUUUUUUUUUUAGAUGAAGAUAUACAAGAAGUGAAGGAUGUCCUAAAUCUCCUUACUCUGAGUUUCUAACUGUGUGUUAUGGGUGUUAAGACCAUUCGUCUGUGAUUUAAAGUGAUAGUUAACCCAAAUUUGACAUUUUGCUUAAUUUAUUCACCUUCAGGACAUGCAUUAAAGAAGAAUUGUGUCCUUUGUGAUUCAUAACAUGCAAGUUUAGAGUCAAGAAAUGCAUACUGGGAAAAUAAAAAUCUAUACCUGAUAAUACACAGAGGUCUAAUAAAGCAAAAAGACAGCUCUGUGCAAAAAAACAAAACCUAAUUGACAUUUGACGACCUCGGCCUCUACACUGAUGCUCAGUUUCUUGCACAGACGGGUCAUUUAGCUUCAGAAGACCUCAGUGUUUCAGGAGUCACUGCUAUUUAUUUUGUUUAGCCUGUAUGUUUCCCUCUUGCUGUUUUAUUUUUAAAGUCCAGGUAGCCGGUGCAUUUUAUGAAUCACCAAGUAUCACAGUUUCAGUUAAAAACCUUUAAUGUUCAACUGAAGAGAAAGCAAAGUCACCUGACAGUGAGUGAAUGAACAGCAAAUGUUCAUUUUGGGGUGAACUCUUCUUUUUAGAUGUGUUCUAGUUUGUUCUGGGCUCUGCGUUGACCGUAUGUUGUAAUAUUUAGCUUUUUGGAGCAAUAGCAGAAAUCCUUCCUAGAUGAUGUUAGCGAUGUUGAUUUUGAAGAAGCAAAUGCUCAAUAUUAAGACAAUAAAGCAAUAAGGCAAUGCU